UAUCCUCUCUCUUGUCUGUUUCUAAGUCCCAAGUCGCCAUUUGAUUCAGGAAUCUGCCAUUAUAACGUCCGCCGAAUAUCGAAGACAGUGAAAAUGGGAAAAUGUCCAAGGUGCACAAAGGAGGUUUACCAUGCGGAGAAGAUACCAGCAGCAGGAGCAGACUGGCAUAAGGCUUGCCUGAAAUGUGAGAAAUGCAAAAAGGGGCUUCAACCCGGCUCUUUUUCAGCGCAUGAUGGAAUGCCAUACUGCAAUCAGCCAUGUUACAAUGCUUUAUUUGGACCUGACGGUUGCGGAAGAGGAGGACAAAAGCACAAAUAUUAGUAAUAAAUUUGAAGAGAUAGACAGGUUGAAUGUGUAAUAAAUUUUUAUUGUUAUUGUUCCUCUAUCAGAGAAAAAUUUUGCAAAUUGAUCGUUUUUCGUUCUCAGUUUAUUGUGAUAUUUUGUUUAAAUUUAGGUUCGUGGCUUUCAUCUCAUAUUAGAACUAACUAGUGUUUUCCCACAUUAGUAAGCAAAAUUCUGAACAACAGUCAACUUUCAUUUAUACGAUCUAUUUUUACCGAGUGGAUAUUAUUUUUUUGUACUGUUUGUGAACCAUUUUUUCACAACAGAUCAGUAGUAGAAUAAAACGAAACAUAUAUAUUUCGAUUUCUGAUUACACAUA
This is a messenger RNA of Styela clava, 661 nucleotides long. RefSeq names its product cysteine-rich protein 1-like. The record is from RefSeq and is a predicted model, not a curated record. NCBI's taxonomy places the organism in Eukaryota, Metazoa, Chordata, Ascidiacea, Stolidobranchia, Styelidae.